UUCCACCUCGCGAGGGAGGGAGGCAGGGAAGGAGGGGAGGAGACGGUCCCGCGGGAGAGACGGAAUGGCCCGGCGAGGGGGACUUGGGCGCUGCUUUCCCCGGGAGCUGCCCCCGCCCCUGCGGCUGCCGCGAGGGCUGGCCUGAGCAGGGGCUCCAGGCUCUCCCACUGCCGCCCAGGGCGGCCCCCCGGGGCCGGGGCAGCGGCGCCGGCAUGUCGUCCGACACCAUGAAGUUCAAUGGCUACUUGAGGGUCCGCAUCGGCGAGGCCGUGGGGCUGCAGCCCACGCGCUGGUCCCUGCGCCACUCGCUCUUCAAGAAGGGCUACCAGCUGCUGGAUCCCUACCUGACGGUGAGCGUGGACCAGGUGCGCGUGGGCCAGACCAGCACCAAGCAGAAGACCAACAAACCCACGUAUAACGAGGAGUUCUGCGCCAACGUCACCGACGGCGGCCACCUCGAGCUGGCCGUCUUCCACGAGACGCCCCUGGGCUACGACCACUUCGUGGCCAACUGCACCCUGCAAUUCCACGAGCUGCUGCGCACCGCCGGCGCCUCGGACACCUUCGAGGGCUGGGUGGAUCUGGAGCCGGAAGGGAAAGUGUUUGUAGUAAUAACCCUUACAGGGAGUUUCACUGAAGCUACUCUCCAGAGAGACCGAAUCUUCAAACAUUUUACCAGGAAGCGCCAAAGGGCUAUGCGAAGGCGAGUCCACCAGAUCAAUGGACACAAGUUUAUGGCCACGUACCUGAGGCAGCCCACCUACUGCUCUCACUGCAGGGAGUUUAUCUGGGGAGUAUUUGGGAAACAGGGUUAUCAAUGCCAAGUGUGCACCUGUGUCGUCCACAAGCGUUGCCAUCAUCUAAUUGUGACAGCCUGCACUUGCCAAAACAAUAUUAAUAAAGUGGAUUCAAAGAUUGCUGAACAGAGGUUCGGAAUCAACAUCCCACACAAGUUCAACGUCCACAACUACAAAGUGCCAACGUUCUGCGAUCACUGUGGCUCCCUGCUCUGGGGCAUAAUGCGGCAAGGACUUCAGUGUAAAAUCUGUAAGAUGAACGUGCACAUCCGCUGCCAGGCGAACGUGGCCCCGAACUGCGGGGUGAAUGCGGCGGAGCUGGCCAAGACUCUGGCUGGGAUGGGCCUCCAGCCCGGAAAUAUUUCUCCGACCUCGAAGCUCGUUUCCAGAUCAACCCUAAGACGACAGGGAAAGGAAGGCACCAAAGAAGGAAACGGGGUCGGGGUUAAUUCUGCCAACCGGCUUGGUAUCGACAACUUUGAGUUCAUCCGAGUGUUGGGGAAGGGCAGCUUUGGGAAGGUGAUGCUUGCAAGAAUCAAAGAGACAGGAGACCUCUAUGCCGUGAAGGUGCUGAAGAAGGACGUGAUCCUGCAAGAUGACGACGUGGAGUGCACAAUGACAGAGAAGAGGAUCCUGUCCUUGGCCCGCAGUCACCCCUUCCUCACCCAGUUGUUCUGCUGCUUUCAGACCCCUGACCGGCUGUUCUUUGUGAUGGAGUUUGUAAACGGAGGUGACUUGAUGUUCCACAUUCAGAAGUCUCGCCGCUUUGAUGAAGCACGAGCUCGUUUCUAUGCGGCAGAAAUCAUUUCGGCGCUCAUGUUCCUACACGAGAAGGGCAUCAUCUACAGAGAUCUGAAACUGGACAAUGUGCUGUUGGACCACGAGGGUCACUGUAAACUGGCAGACUUCGGGAUGUGCAAGGAGGGGAUCUGUAACGGCGUCACCACGGCAACCUUCUGCGGCACGCCCGACUAUAUUGCUCCAGAGAUCCUCCAGGAAAUGCUCUACGGGCCCGCGGUGGACUGGUGGGCCAUGGGCGUGCUGCUCUACGAGAUGCUGUGCGGCCACGCGCCCUUCGAGGCGGAGAACGAGGACGACCUCUUCGAGGCCAUCCUGAACGACGAGGUAGUCUACCCUACGUGGCUCCACGAAGACGCCACGGGGAUCCUGAAAUCCUUUAUGACCAAGAACCCUACCAUGCGCUUGGGCAGCCUGACUCAGGGCGGCGAGCAUGCCAUCCUGAGACACCCUUUCUUUAAGGAAAUAGACUGGGCCCAGCUGAACCAUCGCCAGCUAGAACCACCCUUCAGACCCAGAAUCAAAUCCCGAGAAGAUGUCAGUAAUUUUGACCCUGACUUCAUAAAAGAAGAGCCUGUUUUAACUCCAAUUGAUGAGGGACAUCUUCCUAUGAUUAACCAGGAUGAGUUUAGAAACUUUUCCUUUGUGUCUCCAGAAUUGCAACUGUAGCCUGAUGGAAUGAGAGAGGUGGAUCACAAGGGGAUACAGAUUUUUCCAGGAAUUUCCUUGGUGGGGACUCCCCAGCAUCAGCCUUAGAACGGGAACGUUCACGUCAGGGAGCAGGUGGUGAACGCUGAAGGACGGCACGUCAAGAGAGCAACUAUUCCAAGCCCUGAGGGAGCCACAGCACUGGAGACAGUUAUAGCGAAGUGAGAGUUCAUGAAGAAAUACACUGUUCAGCCUGUGAGUUUCCAUGGCUAUUUCAGGCUUGGGAUAUUAAGAGGAACCAAAAGGAGAGAAGGUGUGAAGAAUAAACUGGAUCCUAGAAAAUACUCUGAGCCAAACAGGGACAAAUCAAGACUUUGUGUGGACCUGUCUGUGCUCUUCUUUAAGCUGGUGAGCCCCCAACGCUGGCAGCUGCGAGAAGUCUCUACACGCUCAUGAACAAUCUCCAGAUAAGGAAAUGGAUGGCUUUCCAAAUCGGGUGAUUUGCUCCAAAAAACAAAAAAUGGUAUGCAAAAAAUUCAUAACCUAAAGCUCCAUCUUGAAAACAUGUUGGGCACCAAGACAACAUUCCAACUGAUCCUCUUAUCUUUGCCUUGGUAUUUAUUGAGCGCCGCUGAGACGGUGCCGCAGUAUCGAGCGCCCAGUGGGCUCCGGUGAAGAUCUGCGUUCACCGAGCUUUCAUUCUGCAGCCCAUUCAUUUACCCGAACGGUGUUUGCGUCCGUGAGAUGCCUCGCCAUGUUGCAUAUGUCCUACUUCUUUGUCUGUACCUAACUCUUUUUUCACACAAGGCUCACUGCCACAACAGCAACUUCUCCACACAAUCAGCAGAUGAACUAGAGGUGCUGGCUGCCUGCUGACUGGUGGAAUCUCACUGUGGGGCAACGUGUCAUUACUGCUCUGGACUCCUCACUGAAGAACCGCAUGCCACUCACGUCAAUGACCGGACUUAUGGCUUAUACGUUAGCAGUUUAUUUAAGUUAUAUUUUAAGAGAUGGAGAUGUUUGUUUGGUAUGCAUUCUAAUAAUUAGAAAUGGCUCUUGUAAAUGGGACAUUUAUCAAAGAAGGACCUUAUGAUAUAUACUCAUAUACUGUAUGCAGUUGGAGAAUUUUAUCUGUCUGGAAAUAAAUGCAUUUUGUAGCAAAAAGAAA
This is a messenger RNA of Miniopterus natalensis, 3411 nucleotides long. It is a transcript of the gene PRKCH, whose product is annotated as protein kinase C eta. NCBI's taxonomy places the organism in Eukaryota, Metazoa, Chordata, Mammalia, Chiroptera, Miniopteridae. Gene Ontology annotation, biological process: protein phosphorylation. Gene Ontology annotation, molecular function: ATP binding; diacylglycerol-dependent serine/threonine kinase activity. The record is from RefSeq and is a predicted model, not a curated record.